Molecule: messenger RNA, 299 nt
Organism: Racocetra fulgida
Lineage: Eukaryota; Fungi; Glomeromycota; Glomeromycetes; Diversisporales; Gigasporaceae
Source: the annotation of a GenBank genome assembly
CUUAUUUGGAUACUACUAGUAAUUUACUUACUAUCUUGGAUCUUCAUAGCACACCAAAUUUAGUGGAGUUAAAAUGUUCCAAUAACCCCAUUUCUAACUUGACUCUAACCCAAUCUUCUAAACUUGUUCUUUUUGAUUGUUUGGGUGUUAGAUUUGGCAAAAAUAAUGUUGCAUCAACUCCCAAUUCCCCUUUUUCUCCUUCAACUUCUCUUUCUCCAACCGUAACAAUCUACUCCAAAGAUCCCACCUCCUUGGAAGCACUAUUGGACUGGGUGUCUACUCGGGAAUAUGCACACUUG